Fusarium verticillioides 7600 is the source of this 1213-nucleotide messenger RNA. Its product is annotated as 2,4-dienoyl-CoA reductase (NADPH2). Bases 144 to 1067 code for a protein of 307 amino acids. Gene Ontology annotation, molecular function: 2,4-dienoyl-CoA reductase (NADPH) activity. The transcript is spliced from 4 exons. Lineage: Eukaryota; Fungi; Ascomycota; Sordariomycetes; Hypocreales; Nectriaceae. The record is from RefSeq and is a predicted model, not a curated record. Gene Ontology annotation, biological process: fatty acid catabolic process.
AUUUUCCAGUAAUCAAUUCUCCAGCUUACCAUAAUCAUACAAUAGACUCUCUUCGACAUCAUUCUACUAGCAACUGCUAGUGGGUUAGUAUUUGCGUCACCUGAAGUUCCCUUGAGCCGCGUAUCGACAUCAAUCGAAUCACUAUGCCCGUUCCCGAGUCUGAGUAUCUCAGCCCCGUCUGGCGAGAUGGGAUCUUCAAUGGCCGCGUUAUCUUUGUGACUGGCGGUGCAGGAAGCAUCUGCAGCAUGCAGACGCGAGCAUUAGUUCGCCUGGGUGCAAAUGCAUGCAUCAUUGGCCGAAGUGUCGAGAAGACAGAGCUUGCGGCCAGAGACAUCGCGAGUGUAAGAGAGGGAGCCAAGGUGAUAGGAAUCGGUGGCUGUGAUGUUCGAAAGAUCGACAGUCUUCAGGCUGCUGCUGAGCGAUGCGUAAAAGAGCUUGGAGGGAUCGACUUUGUCAUCGCUGGUGCAGCUGGCAACUUUGUCGCUCCUAUUGAAGGCCUCAGCUCCAAUGCAUUCAAGACGGUAAUGGACAUCGAUGUCUUGGGAACAUUCAACACAAUCAAGGCGACAAUGCCCCAUCUCCUAAAGAGCUCAACCCCUCGGAUCAUCUACGUCUCUGCCACUUUCCAUUACACCGGCAUGCCUCUCCAGGCACACGUCUCUGCAGCCAAGGCGUCUAUUGACUCACUCAUGGCGUCCGUUGCCCUGGAGUAUGGACCAAGAGGGGUGACAAGUAACGUAAUUGCCCCAGGAGGUAUCGAGGGCACUGAGGGUCUGGCCAGAUUGGGGAGCGAUGUGGAAAUUGAGAAGAAGAGAUACGCCAAGGGUAUCCCGCUGGGCCGCACUGGAACUGUACGGGAUAUCGCUGACGCGACAGUCUUUUUGUUCAGCGACGCUGGAAGCUAUGUCAGCGGACAAGUCCUAGCUGUUGAUGGUGCGGCAUGGAGACGUCAGGGAGCCAUCAGCGUGGGAACGGAGGCUGGCAUGGAGUACCCGGAUUAUAUUCUCAACGGAGAGUUCUCAAAGAACCUGCGAGAUCCAAGAAAGAACGGAAAGGCUAAGUUGUAAGGAUACGGGCUGUUGAACCACAUGGGCCAAGCUCGGAGAUUACCAUUUGACGAGGUAGAUAUGGAGUAUCAUGAGGGGAUAUUAUUUUUAUACAAACGAAGCUACAAUUUUGCAAUAUCAGAUCAAGUGUUUGCUUGAAUCAGUAC